UUUCCUUCAGGGACAGGAAGAUCAUCCCGGCUAGCCUCAGGGGUGCCCUGGGAGUGGAGGUGAGGUUCCGGCGGCCGGCCCCCGUGCGCCCGCUGCUCGCUGCACGGCGCAGCCUGCAGUCCCCAGUGUCGGCGCGGAUCGGCGGCCUCGAGGCGCCGGGGCAGCGUUCGGCAUGUCGUCGGGCCUCCGCGCCGCAGACUUUCCCCGCUGGAAGCGCCACAUCGCGGAGGAACUGAGGCGCCGGGACCGGCUGCAGAGGCAGGCAUUCGAGGAGAUCAUCCUGCAGUAUACCAAGUUGCUGGAAAAGUCAGAUCUUCAUUCAGUAUUGGCCCAGAAACUACAAGCUGAAAAGCAUGACAUACCAAAUAGGCACGAGAUAAGUCCUGGACAUGAUGGUGCAUGGAGUGACAGUCAGCUACAAGAAAUGGCCCAGUUGAGGAUCAAACACCAGGAAGAACUGACAGAACUGCAUAAGAAACGUGGGGAGUUAGCUCAGUUGGUGAUUGACCUGAAUAACCAAAUGCAGCAGAAGGACAGGGAGAUGCAGGUGAAUGAAGCAAAAAUUGCAGAGUGUUUACAGACCAUCUCUAACCUGGAGACGGAAUGCCAGGACCUGCGCACCAAAUUGCAGGACCUGGAGCUAGCCAACCAGACCCUGAAGGAUGAGUAUGAUGCCCUGCAGAUUACUUUCACUGCUCUAGAGGAGAAACUGAGGAAAACUACUGAGGAAAACCAGGAGCUGGUCACCAGGUGGAUGGCUGAGAAGGCCCAGGAAGCAAAUCGCCUCAAUGCAGAAAAUGAGAAGGACUCCAGGAGGCGGCAAGCACGGCUGCAGAAAGAGCUUGCAGAGGCAGCAAAGGAACCCUUGCCUGUUGAACAGGAUGAUGACAUUGAAGUCAUUGUGGAUGAGACCUCAGAUCACACUGAAGAGACCUCUCCUGUGCGAGCCAUCAGCAGAGCAGCUACUAAGCGACUCUCGCAGCCUGCUGGAGGCCUUCUGGAUUCUAUCACUAAUAUCUUUGGGAGACGCUCUGUCUCUUCCAUCCCAGCCCCUCAGGAUAAUGUGGACACUCAUCCUGCUUCUGGUAAAGAUGUGAGAGUCCCAACUACUGCCAUGUAUGUGUUUGAUGCACAUGAUGGGGAAGUCAAUGCAGUGCAGUUCAGUCCAGGUUCCCGGUUACUGGCUACUGGAGGCAUGGACCGGAGGGUUAAACUUUGGGAAGCAUUUGGAGAUAAAUGUGAAUUAAAGGGUUCCUUGACUGGCAGUAACGCAGGGAUUACAAGCAUUGAAUUUGAUAGUGCUGGAGCUUACCUCUUAGCAGCUUCAAAUGAUUUUGCAAGUCGAAUCUGGACUGUGGAUGAUUAUCGAUUAAGGCACACACUCACAGGCCACAGUGGGAAAGUGCUCUCUGCCAAGUUCCUGCUGGACAAUGCUCGGAUAGUCUCAGGAAGUCACGACCGGACCCUCAAACUCUGGGAUCUACGCAGCAAAGUCUGCAUAAAGACAGUGUUUGCAGGAUCCAGCUGCAAUGACAUUGUUUGCACUGAGCAAUGUGUAAUGAGUGGACAUUUUGACAAGAAAAUUCGUUUCUGGGAUAUACGAUCAGAGAGUGUGGUCCGAGAAAUGGAACUGUUGGGGAAGAUCACUGCUCUGGACUUAAACCCCGAGAGAACUGAGCUCCUGAGCUGUUCCCGUGAUGACCUGCUGAAAGUCAUUGACCUCCGGACAAAUACUGUCAAGCAGACGUUCAGUGCCCCUGGCUUCAAAUGUGGCUCUGACUGGACCCGAGUUGUCUUCAGCCCUGAUGGCAGUUAUGUGACAGCAGGCUCAGCCGAGGGGUCUCUGUAUGUCUGGAGUGUGCUCACAGGGAAAGUGGAGAAGGUUCUUUCAAAACAGCACAGCUCCUCCAUAAAUGCAGUGGCCUGGGCCCCCUCGGGUUUGCAUGUUGUCAGCGUGGACAAAGGAAGCAAAGCUGUGUUGUGGGCACAACCUUGAUGCACCCCCUCAGGAGCAGCACGGAACCCCCACAGUAUCCAGAGAAGAGCUGGAACCAUGUGGUGCCGUGGCUUUCCUGAGAACUUUGACUUAAGGUCUCAAGUGGCCUAGAAGAACCAACACUGAACCACACUGACUCUGCAAGUACCUGGCAGAGGCUCGGAUUCUCGUCUGCGUUUGGGUGGGAAACACUACUAACUCUGACCUUCCAUACCUCAUGGGGAGCACAGGGUCCCUGCUGGGUCUCUCCACUGGACACAGUGCCAAGGACAGCCACACACACUGGGCAUUGGGUCCCCUGUUCUUUUCCUGUCUUUCCAAAGUCUGUUGUGGCCUGAUGCACACCCCUUUUCUGGGGUCGCUUACCCAGGGGACUCACUGAAGGCAUUGGGUCAGUGGAAACCAAAUGCAGGGCCUGUCCUCUUGUGACAAAGGAUAGAUGGAGCUGUUCCUUUGCAGGGCUGGUGGUGAAGCCCUACAUCUCGGCUGGCCUUCAGAAUGCCUGGCUCCCUUCCUGCCAACAUUUCCAUGUAGUUUUGUGUGUAUGUUUGUGUCAGAGAGAGUGUGAGCGCACGGAAUGGAAAGGACUUGUGCCAACCUUUCCCUGUCAGGUGGAUUCGCAGCAGAGGGUGGCUGAGUGCUCACCUGCGCGUUUUUGCUGAAGUCUGAAGUGGUGAGUUCAGCCACUGCCUGUGCCUGCAGUGGCCUUAGUGUUCGGUACAAGAAGCCAAUGUAGGAACUGGCUACGAUGAAGACUAGGAAAGCAUUGUGUCUGUUGCUCACCUGUGCACACGGUCUGAGCUCUGUGUCUGUGUGGCUGAAGCACCGUGUGUUUGUCACAUUUACUUUGCACUUUAUUUCUGGCCUCCACACUGGUUCUCUGGACAGGAGGGGUGCUAGAGCUAGGAAAGAGGGACACACAGUCUUUCUCAGACAUCUUCCCUGCCUGCGGCUUACCCCUUGGUUUGCUGCCAGAGAGCUUGUGCUGAUGGAAGUUGAAGUUCGCUGGCCAGGGCACAUCUUCUAUUUAUUUAAUUAUGUGUCCCAACAGAACUUGAUUGUAAAUAAAGAUAAAAAUUGUGUUAUAUACUUUUCAAA
Messenger RNA from Arvicola amphibius (Eurasian water vole), 3094 nucleotides. It is a transcript of the gene Atg16l1, whose product is annotated as autophagy related 16 like 1. The coding region runs from base 173 to 1996 and encodes 607 amino acids. Gene Ontology annotation, cellular component: autophagosome membrane. The transcript is spliced from 18 exons. Lineage: Eukaryota; Metazoa; Chordata; Mammalia; Rodentia; Cricetidae. The record is from RefSeq and is a predicted model, not a curated record. Gene Ontology annotation, molecular function: protein binding. Gene Ontology annotation, biological process: negative stranded viral RNA replication; autophagosome assembly.